Molecule: messenger RNA, 1143 nt
Organism: Trypanosoma grayi
Lineage: Eukaryota; Euglenozoa; Kinetoplastea; Trypanosomatida; Trypanosomatidae
Product: putative glutamine synthetase
Exons: 1
Coding region: 1-1143 (380 amino acids)
Cellular component (GO): cytoplasm
Molecular function (GO): glutamine synthetase activity
Source: RefSeq, a predicted model, not a curated record
AUGUCAGAUUCGUCGAACACGAAGACCGCUUGUAGAGUGACGUAUAUCUGGCUCUGCGGCAAGGAUGCUCACCAUGACAUCCGCAGCAAAGACCGUACAAUGUACCUAACGACCGAGGAAAUGGCGAAACACCCCAAGGAGCUCCUUGCCGAGGGUCUUUUCCCAGUGUGGAACUUUGAUGGCUCCUCAACAAAUCAGGCACAAGGACAAGAUACCGAAAUCCUUGUCAGGCCUGUAAACGCAUACCACUGCUGCAUUCCCCGUCCCUCAUCGACAAUUCCGUGGAUUCUCGUACUAGCUGAGUGCUUUGUACCCAGCGGUGAGCCAACAGCGGAUAACUCUCGUGCUGUGGCGCGUCGCAUAUUUGAGCAGCGACCGGAGGAGCACCCGUGGUUUGGAAUGGAGCAAGAGUUUUUCUUGGUAAAGGGUGGCCGUCCUUAUUCCUGGCCCGCAAACGGGUUUCCUGCUCCUCAGGGCCCAUAUUACUGUUCCACAGGUUCCUUGGUUGCGCCUGGACGAAAGUACAUUGAUCUGCAUUAUGAGGUGUGUCUGCAGAUGGGACUUAAUGUUUCUGGGACGAAUGCUGAAGUGGCGCUUGGACAGUGGGAAUUCCAGGUUGGUCCCUGCGAGGGUCUGGAAAUGGGUGACCAGUUGACGGUGGCACGUUGGGUGCUUUUGCGGAUUCUAGAGGCCGAUGAGUUGGACGUAGACUACCAUGCGAAGCCCAUCCGAGGCGAUUGGAAUGGCAGCGGACUUCAUACCAAUUUCUCCACUGAUGCGACCCGUGCUGAGAAUGGAUUGGAUGUGAUUUACACGUACAUUGAGCGGCUGAAAAAAACGGUGUAUAAGGACAUUAUUUUCUAUGGUGCUGAAAAUAACGAGCGUCUCACGGGAACACAUGAGACUUCGAAGGCGGAUGUGGUAACUGCUGGGGUGGGCACGAGGGGGACUUCUAUUCGAAUUCCAAACUCUGUUGCCGCAGAGGGUAAGGGGUAUAUGGAGGAUCGGAGACCUGCCGGAGAUGCUGACCCUUAUCUCGUAUCGUCGCGACUCUUUGCGUCUUGUAUUGGUCUUGAUACUCCGGAAAUGGAUGAUGCGUCGCCUCUUCACGAGAAACAUUGGAUGAGGUUUGACUCGAAAUAA